AUGAUACAUAAAGAAGCGCCGGCAAUUCAAGACUCACAAGAGCGGUCUGCCAAAUCUAACGUGACCAAACCCUUUCCUGAUCUUCGAAGAUGGAGACGUCAACUUCAAAAGAACAAUAAUAAAUUGGCGUCGACAUCGAUCCGUCUUAGAAAUCUUAAUCGUCAUCUCUGUUUUGCCAUAUCAAGACUACAUUUUAUAAGUGUGAAGAGACGGAUUUUGUGCAUACAUAAAAUGAAACAUAUUGUGAAGAUUAUGUCGUUGUUAGUGGCCAUAACUGCUAUAUGGAUUAGCUUAUUGCAGACUGCAAUGAUUCCACAGAGUUAUACGUGGUUGCUGCCUCUGUAUCUGAUUGUGUCACUAGGAUGCUAUGGUCUGUUAAUGGUUGGUGUUGGUUUGAUGCAAUUUCCAACUUGUCCUCAGGAGGCACUCUUGUUACAGCAGGAUGUAAUUGAGGCCAAGGAAUUCUUGAAGCACAAAGGGGUAGAUGUGGGUUCUGAUUAACAUCAAAGGGAUGACAUUUAUUUUAUACACUUUCUUUAUUUCUGAUUUUUGAAUUUUGAUGGACCAAUGGUUAACUAAAGAUCAUCUGUGCUUCAUAUAACUUCAUCAAAAUAUAUUUUUUGAUUUAUUUUUUUUGUAUUAUUUAUAUGCUAUUAUGACUUGCUUUAUAGGUUUAAAUGAUUUUAAUAGGGUUAAAAAUGUCAUUUGGGUUAACCCGAAACAUAUAUAGAGUCGGGUUUCGGGAAUUCUUUAUCAGUUUGUACUCCUUAAGCUAUACCUUUCUCAAUUUUAUAUUACUACUUUUACUGUAUGUCUAUAUAUAUGAUUGUACGCCAACUAUAUUUUAUUUGCCCUGGCACUAAAAUAUAUUACUUCCAAGUAUUUUCAAAUAUGAAAAUGUAUAACAUUUAUUCCAUGAAAGUAUAUAGAUGUACAAUACGUGGCGUGUAUGUUUUUUUUUCUUUGGUGUGUAUGCAUUUUUUUUUCUUAGUUAGGUGUUGUGUGUAUGUUAAC
Messenger RNA from Lactuca saligna, 1014 nucleotides. NCBI's taxonomy places the organism in Eukaryota, Viridiplantae, Streptophyta, Magnoliopsida, Asterales, Asteraceae. The record is from the annotation of a GenBank genome assembly.